AUAACCUAACUGUAGUAAAAUUGGGCAAUCUUUCGGCCCAUUUUUUUAUCAUCAACUUCAGCCAUAAUCGAUCAGCUUUGCUGAUGAUGAUCGCUGGGUAAUCAAAAUUCACAUCGUUAUUCCAUUUUUAUGCUCCGACACCUUGCUUGUCUCGCUCCGCUGGGUUCAACUCGAAAGCCCAUAGGGUUAAACUCAGUUCCUCUGCCGUUAAACCCUAGGGGCAGUAGGAACUUGUUGAGCAUACAGGAUGAGUACAAAGGUUGACCAGAUAUCUGCUGUUGGACCUCACAUUGCCAAUAUGUCUGCAACAACUACUUCAUCCACUGCAUCAACUACAGGCCCAAAGGUCUCAAGGUUUGCUGCGAAGACUGGCUUUGUUAUACCUAAAAAUAAAUUGUCAGGUUCACUGGUCCCUAUUUUCCGAGGAGGUAAAAAACCCGGAGGAAAUGCUACUACCAAUGAAGAUAAUAUGGACCAGAUUCAGAGGAAAACAAAAUGGGGCCCUGAUCCAACACAGGAUGCUGCUGUUAGAAGGGGUAGGGCCUUAGCUUAUCAGACUCGGGUGGACCAGAUUACGCAACAGCUGAAGUCAGGAAAUCUGGAUGCCGGGGAUACCGAAGACUCACCAUUCGUGUCUCAGAAUAUGGUUAAAAGCACUUCUGAUACUCAACUUGAAAGUGAGAAAUUAGAACUCUUGGAGAUUGAAAGACGGGAGGCUAUUGGUGAAAUACUAAAAUUGAAUCCAAGCUACAAAGCACCAGCAGAUUAUAAACCAUUAUUGAAAGAUGCAACAGUUCCCAUUCCUGUGAAGGAAUAUCCUGGAUGCAAUUUUGUUGGUCUAAUAUUUGGUCCCGGAAGUGAUACUAAGAAGCGACUAGAAAAGGAAACUGGAGCUAUAGUACAAGUUUACGGCAUUAAAGCAAAUACUGGAGAGAAGGUUGAAAUUUCUACUCCCGAUGGUAAUGAAACCCAGGAUGCUUAUGAAGAGCUGUAUGUUCAUCUAUCAGCUGACACUUUUGAGAAAGUUGAUGGAGCGGUGGCGCUGAUUGAGUUGCUAGUUAGUUCAAUAUCAGGAAAUUUAGGUGCUGGUUCAGUGCCUGCGAUAUCUGGUAAUGAUGUGAAUGUUCUAAGUCAAAUCCCUGACACAGCUGUAUCAUGUGUGACUGAUGCUGCUUUAAAUCAGCAAGUUCCACAACUUACACUAGCAUCUCCACAAGGUCAGUUUCAAUAUCAGAAUUCAUGGUUCCCUACCAGCUCUAUGCCGCUGAAUUUUUCAGCACCAGUUAUCAAUAGUUCUGUACCUGCACAGUCCUCACCUUCGAACCCGUCUUCACUCUUUGGGCCACGGCCACCUCCUGCAGCUGGAUACAACUCAAUUGUUCAAAACUCAUCCCUUGUUUCAUCCAGUCCACAACUUCCAAGACAAGUACAAUCACAGCCAUAUAUGCCUCUGAUGCAUCCUCUAAGUCAUACUGGUCCUCAAAAUUUUCUUAUCCCGAAUCCAAAUCCUCCAUCUUCUCAACCUGGCAAUUUUUCUUCACUACCUUUUACUGGAAACCAGCCCCAUGCGCUGGGGCCACUCCCUGGCCCUAGACCGUCGAUGCCUUUGUUUCCCCAAGCUGCAUCUAAUGUUUCAUCAGGACUGCUAAAAGAGCAGCCAGCAGUACCUGCAGGAAGCUCCUCAGGCUGGUCAGCCAGCUCUGCAUCCCCAGGUCUGAGCAAUGUAGGGCAACUGGCUCCACCUGCAGUUCUAUCCCAGGUGCCUCAUCCUGUAGUUCCACGGCCGGUUGUUGCAUUGAGUUCUUCUGCCCCUCCAAACAUGUCAGCUUCUUUUGCAACCGGGCAAUCUGGUCCUCGGUUAACCAGUGCACCUGUCAACCAUCCAUCCUUGCCUUUUCCUCCUGGUCCUCCACUAGUGUCUGCACCACCACCAAUGCAAUCCUCUUUACCUGCCAUUUCCAUGGCACAACCGCCAAAUCCAUCUCUAAAUCCAGCAAUGUUAUCUAGACCAAUUAUCUCACAAGUACCAUCCACAUCCUUGCCACCAUCUCUGCCAAGAGGAACUUCUGGUUCUAUUCCUGGAAACAUGGCAAAUUUUGCUCCCAUAAAUCAACCUUCAGCAAUAGCUGCUAGAUCACAACAGUCAAGUUCAGGGGAUUUUACAUUUCAACCUCACCAAACACAGGGCCCAGCCUAUCCAAUGGUUCCAAGACCAGUCAGUCAGGCUGCAAAUCAACAUGGUCUAGCCCCCAGAUCAGCAGUUCACCUGCAACCACCACAAGCUCCACCUUUCCAGUUUGGUGUGCCCAAUUCCACUCCUCAAUCAGGAAUGCAAGUGUUUCCUAGGCCUCAGGGUGGCAACCAGAUGGGUUUGCCACAAACUCUCAUGUCUUCUUCACAGCUCGCUGCUCAGCAAAAUGCCAUGUCUGCCAGACCUCCAGCAUUCCCGGGCACCGGUCCUAAUCCAGUUCCACAAAUGGGAUUGAGAAACUUUGUUCCACCUCCCCAAGCACCCAAUAUUGCCGGUUCCUUUCCUUCUAGGCCAGGGCAUUCUUUGCAACAUCAACAGCAUUACCCACCUCUGCCACCUAGGCCGGGAAAUUUCGCACCUCCAAACCCCCGAUUUUCCAGCAGUGGUUUCCCACAGUCCACUAGGUCUACAUCGGGCCAUUCUGCCGGACAGCAAGUUUAUGAUCCAUUCUCUCCCACUUCUGUUCCUGGGGCAUCUCAACACCAGGGAGGUGGUAAAGCAAAUGCAAGGAAACAGGACAGUGAUCCCGAGUAUGAAGAUUUGAUGGCUUCAGUAGGAGUAAAGUAGGUAAUCAUUUUGACUAAUUUGUUUUAAGACGGCCAUAAUCAGGAGAUUAUAUUUCAAUGAUUUAGACUUUCUGUUUGAAGAUGUUAAAUAUAGGAAAAAAAGGUAGAAUAGAAAAGAAAUUAUUUUCUUCAAA
Molecule: messenger RNA, 2951 nt
Organism: Gossypium arboreum
Lineage: Eukaryota; Viridiplantae; Streptophyta; Magnoliopsida; Malvales; Malvaceae
Product: extensin
Exons: 9
Coding region: 248-2818 (856 amino acids)
Biological process (GO): regulation of mRNA splicing, via spliceosome
Cellular component (GO): nucleus
Molecular function (GO): mRNA binding
Source: RefSeq, a predicted model, not a curated record